UGAACACCACGCCGCUACACCGACCGAGCCAACCUGCCGAUCCGGUCCGGUCCGGUCCGGCCCAUCUCUUCCCCUGGCCCUCCUCCUCAGCCGCGGCCAGCUCCCUCUCUCUCUCCCACCGGCGGCGCAGGUUGGUCGGCAGGUAGCGGCCGGCGGCGGCGGAGGCGAGAUGAGGGUCGGCGUCGGCGGGAGCGCGGGCGUGGUGUUCUACGCGGACAAGUACCACCCGAUCCAGGCGGGCAGCAUCGACGGCACGGACGUCGCCCCCCACGACAACGCCGUCCUCCGCGCCCUCCUCUGCUCCACCGCCGGCCUCUAUGAUCCGUUCGGGGACCCCAAGGCCGCCGGCGACCCCUACUGCACGGUCUUCGUCGGGCACCUCUCCCGCCUCACCGACGACGACACGGUCCGGAAGGCCAUGGGCAGGUACGGGAAAGUGAAGAGCAUGCGGCUGGUGCGGGAUAUUGUUACUGGUGCUUCCCGCGGUUAUGCGUUUGUAGAGUAUGAAACAGACAAAGAGAUGCACCGUGCCUAUGAGGAUGCACACCAUUCCAUUAUUGAUGGCAGUGAAGUGAUCGUAGACUACUAUAGGCAGCAACUUAUGCCUGGAUGGAUACCAAGGAGGCUAGGAGGAGGACUUGGAGGAAAGAAGGAGUCUGGCCAGCUUCGAUUUGGAGGUCGAGAGAGGCCAUUUCGUGCUCCCUUGCGGCCUAUUCCUCAUGAUGAACUCAAAAAGCUCGGGAUCCCACCGCCGCCUGAGGGGCGGUAUAUGACACGUUUUGAGGUUCCCCCACCACCUAGACGAAAAGGAGGCAAUGUUGACAGGGAAGAGUCGCCACCUCCUAGGAGAAUAUCCAAGGACAGGGCUGAUGGCACCUACAGAAGGCAGAGAAGUCCAACUGAAGACGAAGGCAGCCCGCGCAGGCGCAAAAGUAGCCAUGACCACAGGGAAGAUACGCAAAGGAGGAUAAGGUCAUCUAGGGAGGCAAGCACCUACAGCAGGCAGAGAAGCCCAACUGGAGACGGCGGCGACCAUCACAAGCAAAAAAGCCACCGAGAGCAGGGCGAUAUCAGCAGCUAUGAUAGGCAUGUAAGCCCAGCCGAAGACGACGGCGGUCAUCACCGCAAGCGAAGAAGAAGCCGAGAGCCUGGGGAUAUCAGGAGGAGCCACAGUGGGCGGAGAAGCCCAACUGAAGACGACGCAGGUCGCCGCAAGCGAAGAAAAAGCCGAGAGCCUGGAGAUAGCAGCAGACACAGCAGGCACAGAAGCCCAGCUGAAGACAACAACAGCGGUCAUCGCAAGCAGAGGAGGAGCCGAGAGCCAGGAGAGGUGUCGCCUGGCACGGAGGAUGGCAGUGUCAGAAGAGGAGGAACCUCCACCGAGGCCUGCCCCAGCCCGCGUCGACGAUCUCAUCGGGAGCAGAGGUAGCAUCACGGCGGCAGCAGCCGUUCCCGCCACGGCGACCAUGCUCGCUCCAGGAGAUCCGAGAGCCGAGAUUAUAGCCAGUAAGAUGUCUGCCAUUUCCGUUCUGUGAAAAACUUGUGGAUCCCUGGCCUACGUGCUGCUCGCUUGAUUUGAUGAGGUUUGUCGCCGUCAUGUGUAGGCUCUGUUCCGUUGUUGGGUGUUUGUCUUGCCAGGCGACACCGCCCGCCGUAUGUGUAGGAUCCACAGUUGGUUCCUGAGCAGUUGGGAUAGUUGUAAUUCUAGCUCUGGUAAUUCAGGUUGGAUCCCUGGCUCUGGCUGUAAGUAUAGCGUGCAAUGCAAUUUUAUGAAACGAUCUUGGUAUA
Aegilops tauschii subsp. strangulata is the source of this 1788-nucleotide messenger RNA. Its product is annotated as U11/U12 small nuclear ribonucleoprotein 35 kDa protein. Gene Ontology annotation, molecular function: mRNA binding; snRNA binding. Gene Ontology annotation, cellular component: precatalytic spliceosome. The record is from RefSeq and is a predicted model, not a curated record. Gene Ontology annotation, biological process: mRNA splicing, via spliceosome. Lineage: Eukaryota; Viridiplantae; Streptophyta; Magnoliopsida; Poales; Poaceae.